Messenger RNA from Oncorhynchus mykiss (rainbow trout), 3409 nucleotides. NCBI's taxonomy places the organism in Eukaryota, Metazoa, Chordata, Actinopteri, Salmoniformes, Salmonidae. The record is from RefSeq and is a predicted model, not a curated record.
AACAGUACUUUACGGGACUAUCUGAAAUUUGGACUUCUGUCGUUGCAGUUUCUUUCUUUCUUUCAGACGGUGGAGACAGGUCACCACCUCUUUUCUCUCUCUCUCAUUCCGUGUUCUUUUACCGUUUUAUUUGGAGUGCGUUUUGCAAGGACUAGUCUCAAGCCAUGCUGUGGAGAGCGGGGCUCGUGUUGCUGCUGUGUUGGGGCAGCACCGGGGAGCUACGUCAUCAACCCCGGGACUCCCCGGAACGUGAAGACCCGACGAGCAAACUGCAGGCAGACUCCGCGUCCGUGAGCACGCGGCAGCAGCGGUCCCCGCCCCCGGUAGAACCCCUAGACUUUGGGUUCGUGCCCUCCGGUGUGUACGACACGCACGCCUACUACGAGCCCGGUGCCAUCGGUGUUCUGUUCCACAUGGUGCACGCGUUCCUUUACGUGGUCCAACCGAACCCCUUCCCGAAAGAUCUCAUCGUAAAAGUCAUCCAACAGAACAUGGGAGGGAUAAAACUGGAAGACUAUCGCAAGCCGGAGAACGUUGUCUUAAUGCUACAGACGAUCUACUAUGAGGCGGGUUUCCUGUUGUGUGUGAGUCUGGGCUGUGUAUUCCUGGUGUUGACCCCCGUGGUAGGACUGUGUUUCUGUGUGUGUCGCUGCUGUGAGAACUGUGGAGGGGAGAUGCACCAGAGACAGGGGAAGAACCCAGACUGUCAGAGAGGAUUCUACACGGCCGCUCUCAUCACCACCUCCAUAUUCAUCACGACUGGGGUGCUGAUAGCGCAUGCUGCCAACCACAACAUCACGUCUCAGAUCAAGUCAACACGCCGUUUCAUCAGCACCAACAUGAGAGACCUGAAGACCUUCGCUAACAACACACCGGCGCAAAUAGACCAUCUGACGGCCCAGUACACUACAGCUAAGAAUAAAGUCCUGUCUGACCUGGACAACAUCGGGCCUCUGUUGGGUGGGAGGAUCCAGACUCAGCUGGAGAAGGAGGUAGUUCCUUCUCUGGACACAGCUCUGCGCAUGGCUGGAGGCAAAGUGGAGAACGCCGUUAAAGCUCUGCGUGAGUCUAAGGAGGCGUUGGAGAGUGUUAGUUCUUCGUUGGAUGUUCUUCAUGAGGGAACCUCUCGUCUGGCGCUCCGUCUGACGUAUGAACGGACCUCCCUGUCCAACACCCUGUCUGAUCCGGCCUGCACUAACGGAGCUGUGUCACGCACCUGCAACAACAUCCGCAUUACACUCCCACAGCUGGGAAUCAACAGCAACUUCUCUGGGUUACCAGACGUCAGUCCCCAGUUGGCCAGUUUAGAGAUUGCCCUGAAGACAGACCUCAGCAACAUUUUACAGAAGGGUUAUUCAUCCUUCAAUGACACCCCCAGACUGGUCCAACAGCAGACUAAGAAUGUAGUAGCAGGAGUGAAGGCCAUGCUGGAUAAAAUAGGAGUAGAGAUUAUAGGUUUCUCUAAGAUGUUCCCAGUGGAAGCAUCUCUGGCCAACUUCACCAUCUUCCUGAGUCAGGGCCAGAAGAACAUGGAGGCCUAUUACCCUCAGAUAGACCAGAUGGACUUCUACAGGUGGAUAGGCUGUGUGGCCGUGCUGUGUUCAGUGGUUCUGGUUUUGACCUUUAACUUCCUGGGUCUGUUGUGUGGAACGUGUGGCUACGACAAACAGGCCACGCCCACCACCCGCGGCUGCCUAUCAAACACCGGAGGCAACCUGCUAAUGGCAGGUGUAGGGUUCAGCUUCAUCUUUGCCUGGGUAUUGAUGGGGCUGGUAUCAGCAGGGUUUGUUGUCGGGGGCAACAUUGAGAAGCUGUUCUGUGAACCGCUUGCUAACAGACAACUGUUCAAGAUCAUAGACACUCCCUAUAUGGUCCAUCCUGCCAAGAAGAACUUCCUGCCUGGCAUGCUGUUCCAGAACCCUAACAUCAACCUGACUGUAGGAAGCAUGUACCGAGACUGCUAUGAUAACAACGGGCUGUACCAUGCUCUGCAGCUGGAAACAAUGUUCAACAUCAACACCUUCCUCAAAACAACCGUGUUUAACAAGGACCUGGUGAAGGUGUUUGACAGCGUGAGCAUCGACCUCCAGAGCAUUGUGUUAUUGGAGCAGGAUGGACGGGAUAACCUGCUAACCUUCUCUAACGCUGGGAUAGGAGAUAUUAACUAUGCUGCUUACCUAGCAGAGGUGAAUAAAGGUGUAACUCUGGUGGAUCUGCUGUCGUUUUCCAACGAGCUGGAGGCCCAGGCAGACCUUCUGCCGCGGGGAGCUCUAGAGAAUGCUUUGAAGGGUCAUGCCAGCAGCAUACGACAGAUCCACAGAGAACAGGUCGUCCCUAUGGAGCAGGCCAUGAAAUUUGUCCGAGCGCGGAGCACCCUCAGCCAGAGCAUCCGGCUACUGCAGAGGACAGCUAAGGAACUACCUGUGAAGGUGACUAACGUCCUUAGUGCCAUCGACGAAGCAGAGUACCUCAUCACACACAACGCUUCACGCGUGGUUAAACAGGAGAGAGAUGUGUACAUGCAGAGCCUGGUUGGAUACUUCAGACAGUACACAGACUGGGUCAAAAACUCUCUGACAGGGGAGGUGUCUCAGUGUAAGCCCAUCAGUAACAUCAUUGACUCCAUGGAGAUCGUUACCUGCAGCUUCAUAGUCGACUCAGUGAACACGUUCUGGUUCGGUCUGGGUGGUUGCUGUGUGUUCCUGGUUCCCAGCAUCAUCCUGUCAGUCAAACUGGCCAAGUACUACAGGAGGAUGGAUACGGAGGAUGUGUUUGAAGAGGGCCAAGAAAACUGGUAGAGAAACAAAAGUUGGGAAAGAGAACAAAACAACAACAACCCAAGAAGACAGAACUCUGCUGAUCUCCGCCCCACAACAACCUGAUUGGAUAAGGACCUUAGCUGCCAGCCAAUUACAGUAGCCCAAAUGAUGCCCUGUACGUUCCAUCGCCCAAUCACAACACUAGUUCUGUCUGACAUCACCGUAGUUUCUGAACAUUUCACCUGUGUGAACGUGUUGGUGGAUUAUUUCUAUAUAGUUGAUUUGAUAUAUCAGAGUUAUUAUAGACACGUGUUCUGUUUGUUUCUACUCAGCUGGAACCACUGACUCAUCUCAAUGACUUGUACAUUUUAUACGCUUUCAACACCUUUGAAAGUUUUAUAUAUUUUUUAAUAUAAUAUGUUAGCAUGUUAGCGGACGCUAGCUACCAAACCAUGUUAGCAUGUUAGCAGACACUAGCUACAAAACCAUGUUAGCAUGUUAGCUAGCGGACGCUAGCUGCUUGUUGUUUGACAGCUGUAACCAUCGCAUUGACUGUGAUGUCAUAUCGGUGAUGUCAUAUCGGUGAUGUCAGGACUGUGAUGUCACGACUGAUGUCACUGCAGGAUCUGAAUCUGUGAAUAAAGAUGUCA